Messenger RNA from Thlaspi arvense, 678 nucleotides. Lineage: Eukaryota; Viridiplantae; Streptophyta; Magnoliopsida; Brassicales; Brassicaceae. The record is from the annotation of a GenBank genome assembly.
AUGAAGACCGUCACCGGAAGAGUUGUCAGUGAAGAACCAAUCUCCCUCACUACGGCGGCUAAUAUUCUCUCCGGGUUCGUUGCCUCUAAGAACGGCGCCUCUCAAGACGUCAGUGCGUACCUCCGACGCGCCGCCGCUGCCUUCACCGAGUUGAAGAGCAUGCACAGGGAGAUUAACUCGUCUUCCUUAAAGGGGAAGAAGAAGCUAAGAUCCGAGGCAAGGAAUGAGCAGAAUCAGAUUGACGAAUUCAAGGAGCUGGAUCGAGCUAAGGGGAUUGAUGAUUUGGUGGGAAACGGAGGGGAGAUUCGUUUCCGGAAAAGUGAGAUUGUGAGGGAAGAGGAAUCAAUUUGUGGUCAGGAACAGGAUGAGAUAAAGGAGGACAAGAAGAAGAAGAAGAAGAAGAGUAAGAAGAACAAAGAAGAAGAUGUUGUUGACGAGAAGUUGGAAGACGAGCAAAGGAACGAAGAGAGAAAGGAGAGAAAGAAGAAGAAGAAGAAGAGCAAAGAAGAGGACGUUAUUGACGAGAAGGUGAAUGAGAAGCUGGAAGACGAGCAAAUGAGUGAAGAGAGAGAGGAGAGGAAGAAGGAGAAGAAGAAGAGGAGGAAGAGUGAUGGAGAGACGAAUUCGGAGGAGAGGAAGAGCAAGAAGAAGAGGAAAUCAAAGGAGAUUGAUGGUUGA